Cinclus cinclus is the source of this 183-nucleotide messenger RNA. RefSeq names its product gallinacin-13-like. Lineage: Eukaryota; Metazoa; Chordata; Aves; Passeriformes; Cinclidae. Gene Ontology annotation, cellular component: extracellular region. The record is from RefSeq and is a predicted model, not a curated record. Gene Ontology annotation, molecular function: CCR6 chemokine receptor binding. Gene Ontology annotation, biological process: defense response to Gram-positive bacterium; innate immune response in mucosa; defense response to Gram-negative bacterium. Bases 1 to 183 code for a protein of 60 amino acids. The transcript has 2 exons.
AUGCAGGUUCUCCAGCUGCUCUUUGCAGUCCUUGUCAUUCUCCUCCUCCAGGGCACUCCGGCCAGAGGCCUUUCAGACAGCCAGCAGUGCAGAAGCAGCCGUGGCCACUGCCGGAGGCUCUGCUUCCACAUGGAGCGCUGGGAAGGGAGCUGCAGCAACGGCCGCCUGCGCUGCUGCCGGUGA